Trachemys scripta elegans is the source of this 804-nucleotide messenger RNA. RefSeq lists its product as uncharacterized. Lineage: Eukaryota; Metazoa; Chordata; Testudines; Emydidae. The record is from RefSeq and is a predicted model, not a curated record. The transcript is spliced from 6 exons. Bases 19 to 804 code for a protein of 261 amino acids.
GGUGGGGCCCGCGCUGCCAUGGGGCUUCUUACAGAGAAAGGGGAAACAUGGAGCCUUCUCUGUCCACUGCAUCCCCCCAGCAGCAGAAGGGAUUAUACUUUCUCCUUCCCCCCUGGUGCAGAGCCCCCCAGUGCCCAUGAGGACGAGAAAGAGGAAGAGGAGGAGGAGGAAGAUGUGUCCCUGGAACAAGACAUCAUAACAGAGAUCCAUCAGUAUCUCCAGGGCAGAGAUAAGCUGAUGGGGAACAGGGCCCAUCAGCUCCGCUUCCUCGACGCUGUGCUGAGUCUGUGUGUCUUGGCACAGCAGCAGGGGUGGGACACCCUGGAGCUCUAUAUUUCCAAAGCGGCCCUUGUGGAGAGCAUUGUGGAGCUGAUUGAAAUUCUCCCUGUGGUGUCAGAGCCGAGCUCCAUCAUUUCCAGCUCCAUGGACGUGGUUUGCAGCCUCAGCAAACUGAAGCCACCACUGUCCCUGGAGCUGGAAUCUCGCCUCCUGAGCGCGCUUCUGCAUCAAAUCUUCACCAUGGGCACUGGGAACGACACCCCCCACUUCCAGGCUCUCCACAAGAGCUAUUUGCAGAGCCUGGACAGCAUGCUCAGGGGCCUGCUGAGCGAGACCCCCAGCUUGGAGAAGCUGCAGCACCUCUUGGAGGGGUUCAGGGCAAACGGACCAGCCCUAAGACUGACCAUUGUCCCAGCCUGGAGAGACGAUGAGCUUGUGCUCAGCAAGACGUGGGCAGUGUCAUGGACCCCCUUUUCAAGCUCUGCGACCAGGGGUCAGCUGUUCCACCCUGAGCGCAAGGUGUAA